This is a messenger RNA of Archocentrus centrarchus (flier cichlid), 1899 nucleotides long. Its product is annotated as ZP domain-containing protein-like. Lineage: Eukaryota; Metazoa; Chordata; Actinopteri; Cichliformes; Cichlidae. The record is from RefSeq and is a predicted model, not a curated record. Bases 159 to 1556 code for a protein of 465 amino acids. The transcript has 10 exons.
GAACCACUACCACAGAAGUGACUACAACUAUCCCAUGGUGGUGGACUACCAGAAUACCUUUGCAGGCCACCACUCCUCCCCUCAGUAAACUACCUUUGCAGUUCUCUUUUCUUGUGGAUCCGCCGGUUCCUUCAUGCCAGGAGGGGCUGUAUUUGCCAAUGUUUGUGCACCCAACACCUGCAAAUGGAGAACAGAUUCAUGCAGAGGUCAACAAAGAGGUUGAGAUCAGAAUCAAAGCACAGGCAUCAUAUGCAGCAAUACAAGACAUCAUCAUCAGCGGGCCAAUGAAUAUGACUAAGCACAGAACCACACAUGAUGAGUUUGUCCUGCGGUGGACUCCACUCUCAAGCGACCUGGGAGAUUAUUUCCCAGUCUGCUUUGCUGUUGAAUCAGCCACAGGGUCAGCAGCAACCAGUUCUCUGGGCUAUACCCACUCUCAUUCCCAUUUUGCUACCCCAACCUCACAGUCAGGCGUCUAUCAGUCUGAGAUGAGGUGUGUUGUCUUGCAAGUUGGGAAGAAAGAAAUUAAAACCAAUGUGAUCUGCACUGAGUCUACAAUGACAGUAGAGGUUGAGAAAUCAUCCUUCAAUGGACUCCAUGAGAAUCAUCUGCGCCUCAGUGAAUCCAGCAACACCCUCUGCAGCCUCGAGAGAUACUCCAACAGCACUCACAUCAUUGGUGUCAUCCCUCUCAAUGCCUGUGGCACUCAGCUCGAGGAGGAUGCAGAAAAUCUCAUUUUCAAGAAUGAAAUCACCACAGUGGAUGACAGCAGAGAUCUGAUCACCAGGAAGCAUCACCUCGAAGUCGAGUUCUACUGUCAGUAUCCCAAAAAGGGAAAUGUGUCUCUGGGCUUCACAGCACACAGGAAGAGCGUGGAAGUGUGGGACAAAGGCUUUGGCAAGUUCACCUACCAGUUUGAGUUCUACCCCAACAACCAGUUCCAAAACAUGAUUGAUCCAAAUUCAUACCCUCUGGAGUAUGAUGUGGGGCAGAAGAUUUACAUGGAGAUAGAUGCUUCCACUACGGUCAGUGACACCGAGAUAUUUGUGGAGUCCUGCAGAGCCUCACCAUAUGACAACCCCAACUACCACCCAAUCUACUCCAUCAUUGAAGAUGGGUGUCCAGUGGACCCAACUGUGAUGGUCCAUGCCACUGACAACAAGAGGCAGUUUCGAUUCUGCAUUGAGGCCUUCAAGUUCAUCGGCUUGUACGAUCAGGUAUACAUCAGCUGUUCAGUAAUCAUGUGUAAGGCUGGAGACCCCAACACCAGGUGCUCACAGGGAUGCAUCAACUCCACAUCAAAUGAUCACCACCACGUCAGAAAGAGGGAUGCUGCCUUCCAGACUGCACAGCACUUCAUUUCCCAGGGUCCCCUGCGCUUGAAGCGGUCAGCAGACAUCAGCAGCACUGCAGGGAACAACCUGAACCUGGACCUGAACCUGGUCUUCAUCGCUGGAUGUCUCCUUGUUGCUGUUGGUAUGAUCUGUGGUGUGGCCAUGUACAGGUCCAAAAUGUCAAAGGUCAAGUACCAGCCUUUGCCCUCAUGUGAAAGUUAAGACAGCAGUGAAUCGAUUUGAAUCGAUUUUGAAUCGAUUUUGAUCAUCGUGCUCUCAGGUUUUUGGUGUUCAUGGAUCUUCUAAAUUUUGCAUUUAAAUGAAUCAAUUUCAAAGUAAAUUCAAAUCAGUUGAAUUCAGUUUUAUUUCUAUAGGGCCAAACAGCAGCCACCUUGUGUGCUUUAUAUUGUAGGGUAUGGUUGGGAAAAUUUUAGUCUCUAUUUGUAAGCUUUAAGGUGGGAGAGAAAUGUCAUCACUGCAACUAGAAAAAAGGAUUUCAGAUGAUGAGCUAUUGAAUGAUUUGCCCACAAGCUCAUGGAGCUUUACAGUGGAUUUUAUUAUAACA